Messenger RNA from Helianthus annuus (common sunflower), 441 nucleotides. RefSeq names its product ketol-acid reductoisomerase, chloroplastic-like. NCBI's taxonomy places the organism in Eukaryota, Viridiplantae, Streptophyta, Magnoliopsida, Asterales, Asteraceae. The transcript is spliced from 2 exons. The coding region runs from base 31 to 387 and encodes 118 amino acids. The record is from RefSeq and is a predicted model, not a curated record.
AGAAAAAGAAGAGCACCGUGAAGAGUUUAAAUGACGACCGCCAUCGCAACCACCUUCUCCUCCGUCCCACCUACCACCUCCUCUUCACCAUCUCCGACACUCAAAACCCUAGGUUUCACCACAACCUUUCUCUCAUCCAAAACCUCCUUCAAAUCACUCCACGCUUGCGUAUUUCCAUCCAACAUGACCUCUGUCUCCGUUAUGGGAGCUCGUAUGGUUGCAUCUCCGACGAUCACCAAGUCGCCGGUGUCUCUCGAUUUCGAAACCUCUGUUUUCAAAAAGGAGAAAGUCAACCUUGCCGGUCACGAAGAGGAGCCGAAGAGGAUUAACAAGAUUGCUUGCAUCAGAAAAACCUACAUAGCUGGUGCUUCAGGGGAUUUUUGGUAAUUUAGAUAAUUUUAUGAAUUCAAGGGCACAUUAUUGAUUUAUUUUUCUUGAUUA